UGUGGUUAAACACACUGGUGAGAAACCCUACAUGUGUGGGGAGUGCGGGUACAGGACAGCUAGGAAGUCUGACUUAUCCCAACAUAUGAGAAUCCACACAGGACAAAAACCCUGUGACCAGUGUGACUAUUCUGCUUCACGUAAGUGGAGUUUGGAACAACAUGUUGCAAGACACACCGGUGAUAAGCCCUACAUGUGUGGGGAAUGUGGAUACAGAGCGGCUCAAAAGUCCGAUUUAUCCAAUCAUAUGAGAAUCCAUACAGGUGAGAAACCCUACAUGUGUGGGGAGUGUGGGUACAGGACAGCUAAUAAGUCCCACUUAUCCCGACACAUGAGAACCCACACAGGGGAAAAGCCGUACAAGUGUGACCAGUGUGACUAUUCUGCAGCACAUAAACACCAUUUGGACCAUCAUUGCACAAGACACACCGGUGAUAAGCCCUACAUGUGUGGGGAAUGUGGAUACAGAGCGGCUCAAAAGUCCGACUUAUCCAAACAUAUGAGAAUCCAUACAGGGGAGAAACCCUACAUGUGUGGGGAGUGUGGGUACAGGACAGCUAAGAAGUCCCACUUAUCCCGACAUACUAAAACCCAUACAGGAGAAAAACCCUACAAGUGCGACCAUUGUCACUAUUCCGCAGCACGGAGAGAUGAUUUGAAGAAACAUGUAGCAAACCACACCGGUGACAAACCCUUCAUGUGUGUAGAGUGCGGGUGCAGAACAUAUACUAGAUCUAUCUUAUCCAUACAUAUGAGAAAGCAUUCAGGGGAAAAACCCUUCAAGUGUGACCAGUGUGACUAUUCUGCUGCACGGAAAUAUUAUUUGGACCAACAUCUAAUGAAACACACCGGUGAGAAGCCUUUCAUGUGUGACGAGUGUGGGUACAGGACAGCUCGAAAACCUGACUUAUCCCGACACAUGAGAAGCCAUUCAGGGGAAAAACCCUACAAGUGUGACCAGUGCGACUAUUCUGCUGUACAGAAAUCCGACCUGGACAUCCAUCUGGCAACACACACAGGUGAGAAACCCUACAUGUGUGGGGAGUGCGGGCACAGGACAGCUCGAAAGUCUAACUUAUCCAGACAUAUGAGAACGCAUUCAGGGAAAAAGCCCUACAAGUGUGACUAGUGCGACUAUUCUGCA
Molecule: messenger RNA, 1144 nt
Organism: Branchiostoma floridae (Florida lancelet)
Lineage: Eukaryota; Metazoa; Chordata; Leptocardii; Amphioxiformes; Branchiostomatidae
Product: zinc finger protein 502-like
Exons: 1
Coding region: 32-1129 (365 amino acids)
Biological process (GO): regulation of transcription by RNA polymerase II
Cellular component (GO): nucleus
Molecular function (GO): DNA-binding transcription factor activity, RNA polymerase II-specific; RNA polymerase II transcription regulatory region sequence-specific DNA binding
Source: RefSeq, a predicted model, not a curated record